AUGGCGGGCAGCUGGGUGCUGGCCCUGGGCUUGGGGCUCUGCCUCAGCACGCUGCAGAGGGGAGGCUGCCUCACCCCCGGCACGGCCACGGCACCCCAAACUGCUGCCGUGCUGCGGGACAAUUUCCGCCUGCAGCCAAGCGAUUUGGUGGCCACGGUGGGACAAGUGCUGGAGCUGGACUGUGUCCCCCCCUCGGGGCACCCCGAGCCCCACGUCACCUGGAAGAAGGACGGGGUGGCCUUGGACUCAGCGGGUGACAGGUACGUGGUCACCAACGGGAAGCUGCGGGUGGCACCGGCACAACGGAGCGACUCCGGGCUCUACGUCUGCAUGGCGGCCAAUGCAGCGGGCAGGAGGGAGAGCCGCGGUGCCCGAGUCUCUGUCCUGGAGAAGCCGACCAUCGUGCGGCACCCCAGUGACACCGUGGCGGUGGCCGGCAGCACCGUGGAGCUGAACUGCAGCGCACAGGGUGACCCAAUGCCACGGGUGCAAUGGCACAAGGAGCGUGGGGACCUGCCCUGGGGCAGGCAUGAGGUGGACCGGGAGCACACCUUGCGCCUCUACACCGUGACGCUCGCCGACGCCGGCACCUACGUGUGUACAGCGCAGAGCCAGCUGGGCACCGCUGCGGCCACCGCACUGCUGCGUGUGGAGGAGCGGCUGCCAACAGCCCAGCGUGAUGCUGCUCCUCGGGACCUGCUGGCCAUGAGGCUGCACCUGGACAAUGGCACCGUGCUGCCCACCGCAGCCGUGCGGCUCCGCUGGCGGAUGCUGAUGAGGACACCGGUGCUGGUGGGCUACAUGGUGCUGUACCGCUGCCUGCUCCCGGCCACCACCUCCUGGAUCCAACACGACGCUGGCAAGGAGCUCAGCACCGUCAUCCCCGCACUCCGCAGGGGCUACAAGUAUGAGUUCAAGGUCCGACCCUACACUGGAGGGACCCACGGCUUGGACAGCAACAGCAGAUACCUGUGGAUACCUGAGGAAGUGCCAAGUGCGGCGCCCCGGCACGUCACCGUGAGCCAAGCUGAGAUGGGCAAUGGCACCAUGGUUGUGAGCUGGGAGCCGCCUCCUCCUGAGGCCCACAAUGGCAUCAUCCGCGGCUACAAGGUGUGGUCAAUGGCCGAGGGCUGGCAGCGCCCCACCAACAGGACCGUGGAUGGAGGCACCCACCGCCUGGAAACCCUCAUCCCGAGCCCUGGGGCCCAGCUCUGUGUCCAGGUGGCAGCUUUCAAUGGUGCAGGGCUGGGGAUCCCCAGCAACACCACCUGCAGUGCCAUGGGGCUGGCAGCAGGGAGCACGGGGCUGGCCCGGGUGCUGCGGCAGCCGGUUGUCAUCGCUGCCACCGGCUCGCUGCUCUGGUUGGCUUUGCUCAUCCUCCUCCUGCUCCUGUGCCAGCGCCGCGCCAGCCGGGAUGCUGCCAUGCGCCACAGGCUGGUGGCUGCAGACACACCAUGGCUUGGUGGCCCCUGGAAACCCAGCUGUGCCCCACAGAACCGCAGCAGCAGCAGCAGCCUCCUGGGCAGCGACAGCAGGGACCCCUCCACUCUGUCCUUGGAGCCAUCGAGCCUCAGCCCCCCCACAACCUCCAACCAAAGCAGUGCCUGUGGGAGGCACCCUCCGCCCCUUGGGGACACGGGGUGCUGCAGGGGGGGACACCCGGGGGUGCGCACAUCACCCAGCACCCCGACCCCAGCGCCCUCGGAGCGACUCCGCAAGAGAGAGCUGCAGCAAGUGCACAGCACCCCACUGCUCACCGGUGGCCCCGGGCAUGGCCCCAUCCAUGGGAGCAGAGGAGAGUGGGGGCCGGAUCUGGGGCUGGAGUGGCCUCAGCGAAGGGGGCACGAUGGUGACACUGGUGCGGUGGGGACCAGAGGGGACCAGCGGCAGCUCCCUGUCUUCAGCACCCCAAAACCACGUCGGGGCAGCACCUCCGGUGGCACGAGGUCCCCGGUGCCACCACCCCACGGCUGGCACCCGCCGGUGACGCGGUCCCCAGUGAUUGCCUACCCCAGGGAUCCAUCCCCAGUCACCCGGUGCCCCAGGGACGUGUCCCCCAGCACUGGGAGCCCCAGGGAUGUGUCACCAGCCACCAGGCACCCCAAGGACCCGUCAUCAGCCUCCAGACAGCCUGAGGAUGUGGCUCCAGCCAUUGGGCACUCAAGGGGCUCAUCCCCAGCCACAAGGCUCCCAAAGGAGAAGCCAGUGGCCACUGGGAACAGCAGGGACAAGCUCCUGGCCACCAGGUACCCUGAGGACACAUCACCAGGGAUGAGGCAUCUCAAAGACACAACUCCAGCCUCCGGGAACACAUCCCCUGUCACCAGGUACCCCAAGGACAUAUCCCAGGCCACCAGGCACCCCAGGGACCCAUCACUGGUGAGCAGGCAUCCAAGGGACACACUUCUGGACAGCAAAUACCCAAAGAACACAUCACCAGCCAUGAAGCAUCCCAAGGACACAUCUCCAGCCAUGAGGAACCCAAGGGACACAUCCCCAGCCAUGAGGAACCCAAGGGACACAUCUCCAGCCAUGAGGAGCCCAAGGGACACAUCACCAGCCACCAGGCACCCUGAGGAGAGGUCUCCAGUGCCUGGUCACCAGAGGGACACGUUCUUGGGCACCAGGUACCCCAAGGACACAUCCCCAGCUACCAAGCACCCAAAGGACGUGUCCCCAGUUCCCAGUCACCUCUCUCCAGCACCCAGCAAUGGGCUCUUCACACAACAGCCGGUGGCCAAGGACCUGGAGAUGGACCAGGACACCAACUGCACCAGCCCCGCAGCACCCACCGCACCACUGUCCAUCUCCCCAUUGCACACCUACGGCUACAUCUAUGGGCCACCAGCCUCCGAGCUGGGCGAGGAGGAGGAUGAGGAGGAUGAAGAGCAACCAGCGGCGAGGGGCUCCCCAGUGGGGUCACUGCUGAACGGGUGGGGGUCUGUCUCAGAGGACAACUUCACCAGCACCCGCUGCAGCCUAGUGAGCUCCUGCGAUGGCUCCUUCCUCCUGGAUGCCAGCUUUGCCAGGGCGCUGGCCGUGGCUGUCGAUGGCCUUUGCUUUGGCCUUGAGGACACCGAUGGGACCCUCAGAGCAGGUCCCUCACCGCCACCAUCACCCUUGGAGAGGAUCUUCACACCAGGAUUCCCCAUUCCACCCUGGGAUUGGGGGACAGCACUGGGAAUCCCGCGGAGAAUAGGGAUGGAGGCAGCUGCGGGCACCCUGCAGUAUGGUGGCCAUGGGUCAGGCAGUGGCAGCCCCUGGUCCAGGGUGGGCGGUGAGAUGGGGACAGGAGGGACAGGAGCGUGGAGGUCCCCAGGGUGCAGGAGUCGCCUCGGCUCAGCCAAAACCCAGCUUUAUUAAGUGGUGCCCAAAAAGGGGCUCUUUGCAGCAAAAGCCACCCACAGAGGGGGUGGCACUAAGGUGGGGGGUGACCCUCCUUCUCCAGCAUCCUUGUCCUUCCCCAGUGUGCCCAUCCCUCCCCAGCAUCCUCAUCCCUCCCUAAAUGUCCUCACCCCUCCUCAGC
This is a messenger RNA of Melopsittacus undulatus (budgerigar), 3526 nucleotides long. RefSeq names its product roundabout guidance receptor 4 (gene ROBO4). The coding region runs from base 1 to 3363 and encodes 1120 amino acids. Gene Ontology annotation, molecular function: protein binding. Gene Ontology annotation, biological process: cell-cell adhesion. The transcript has 19 exons. The record is from RefSeq and is a predicted model, not a curated record. NCBI's taxonomy places the organism in Eukaryota, Metazoa, Chordata, Aves, Psittaciformes, Psittaculidae.